Exaiptasia diaphana is the source of this 1457-nucleotide messenger RNA. Its product is annotated as stimulated by retinoic acid gene 6 protein-like. Gene Ontology annotation, cellular component: plasma membrane. Lineage: Eukaryota; Metazoa; Cnidaria; Anthozoa; Actiniaria; Aiptasiidae. Gene Ontology annotation, biological process: vitamin A import into cell. Gene Ontology annotation, molecular function: signaling receptor activity; retinol transmembrane transporter activity. The record is from RefSeq and is a predicted model, not a curated record.
AUGUCCAGUUUUUGCUGCGUGGCACGGUACCAGUGCUUCAAGACGUUCAUAUAUUGGCCGAUAUUCUUCGACCUCCCUGCUCAGUUGUUUCACCUAGUUCUCCUCAUACGAUUCAUAAUUAUCUUCGUCAAGGAAGCCAGGAACAAGUGCUGCAAGAAGAAGUUUGUUUGCCGUGAUCUAUUAGGCGAAGAAUGUGACUUCACAGUGGGUCGUCACUACGUGGAUCAUGUUAAAACGCUUCUACAGGGAGUGCCUAAAAUGGAGAAUCGAAAGUGGUACGUUAAGGGGCGUAACUUUGUGUACACACCACUACCACACUUCAAGUAUUCAGUGGCCAUUUUAUCUACCGUUGUCGUUGCCGGUGUAAUAAUUUAUCAGUUAUUGAUUGCUGCCGGAGGAAUAUUCGUAGGACUCAUAGUGGCAUAUAGAAGCGCUAUUGUUAACGACCRCUGGACUUACAUUCUGAUGUAUGGGUUUGAGACGUAUGAGCUCAUUUUAAAGUUCGUGGACAUAUCAAUUGUAUCGUUUGUUGUCUCCCUGGUUGUGUCAGCUUUGUUUAUGUUCUUCCAAAUGUAUCGAAUGYUGGUCAGUCACAGGAACCACGUGAUCAAGCUCAUCAAAGGAGACCGACGUUUUCUUCCAAGUAAUGUUAGCGCACCGCAUAUCAUGGUGCCCUACCGUUGCCAUGGCAUUAUUUAUUUUCAUAGUACAGCAAAUAUUGGCUCGCUUUGUAUUCAAAGACMGGUCAAUUGACAGCAAAGUCGUUAAUAUUCACAACAGGAGGUUGUUUCUGUUGGUGUCAUUCUUCUUUUUCUUCUUCAACAUUCUGGUCGGUUUGAUAUCUUGUUUUCUGCGCAUCCUCAAAGGAAUAAUUCUGGGUGUUCUGUUCAUUGGACGAAUUGACCGGCCCUUGAUUAUGAAAGGAUUUACAAACUUAGACUCAGAACUUAAAGAGUCUAAUCCUUCUCGUCCUCGUGUAUCAGCGUCUGCKCUAAACAAAUGGUUUAUCGCAGUCACAGUGAUCAGAAACCCAACGUUGAUCUACAAUCGUAAAGGAUUCCUUAGGCAUAUUCUAUUGGGAAUACCCAACAGCCCUAGCUUAAACAGUCGAGAUGGUUUACAAGAAAAUGAUGGCAACCAAAGUGACGAAAAGCAUUUGUCAAAGAACAGCAAAGAUAAUGGUGAACAUGGGACGGAAUUGAGAACUCCAACACCAGACAAUCUGGAUGGAAUAAUAUCCAUUAGAGAUAACAAGAUAAAUGGAAACGUUGAAUAUACUGAACACCAUUUUUGAUACAUUAAAUCUAGGCACUGAUUGUGAUACCAAUUUACAAUGUCAUACAGUUAAUGAAAAAUAAUUGUUUUAUAUUUAAUCUUAGCACAUCCUUUGUUUACAAUAUAUCUUUAUUAUUUUAACCAUGGUAGAAUUUUAUAGUAAAACCAAAAACAAAUCUUAA